GUCGAGGCGCUGGCGUCGCGGCUCUGGCGUCGCAGUCGACGAAGCGUCGCAGUGCCGGCAAUGAUGCGGUGCAGAAUGGGGCGAUGUGAAGAGUGACCAUGAGAGUAUGGGGCUGGAUGGGGCCGCUGGGACCUCUGCUCCUAUUCGGCGGAGGACUCCUUCUGCUCUCCACCACGACACAAGCCCAGAACUCGACGCAGAAAGCCAACAACAGCAGCAGCAGAAAUGAGUCCGUAAGUAGAGGAUCGAAGAAGCUCUUCGGGGACAAAUGCAACGCCACCGAGGAGUGCGAUUUUUCGGGGUCCGUUUGCGAUAAAUUGCACGGAUGCACGUGCAACGAGGACAACCCCAUCAGCAAUCAUCUGGACAAAUGCGGAAAAAGUGCGAAAGUGAACGAGACGUGCACGUUCAACGAGCAAUGCGAAUCGGAGACUCUGCAGACGGAAUGCCGGGACGGGACGUGCGUCUGUAUGUUCGAGCAGCAGGCCAUCACCAAGUCGGACGGUACACACGAAUGCAUCUCGGUGAAGAACGAGGUGACUCCGGAGAGAUACGUGGACCCUGCGAUGAUCGGCAUUCUGGUCGCGAUGUUCCUCAUGUUCAUCACGAUCUGCGUGGUCCUCAGACUCUUCAGCAGGUAAAGAAUUCGGUGAAUUUCAUUAUAUCGAUUCCAAUUCCAGAGUCAGUCGAUUCUCUUCAUCCUCUUGAAUUAAUUAAUUAAUCCUGCAACAA
This is a messenger RNA of Nicrophorus vespilloides, 732 nucleotides long. RefSeq lists its product as uncharacterized. The coding region runs from base 99 to 641 and encodes 180 amino acids. NCBI's taxonomy places the organism in Eukaryota, Metazoa, Arthropoda, Insecta, Coleoptera, Silphidae. The transcript has 4 exons. The record is from RefSeq and is a predicted model, not a curated record.